AUGGCUUCUACCUCACACAGCCGCAAACCGUCAAGCCGCGCCGCCCUUCCACGGCGCACGACCAAGGGACCGUUGGACGCGCCAUCAGAUCCCCUUGCUGUGUCUGCAGCGUCUCAGCAGCUCCUGUCGCCGCAGAGCGAGGUCAGUGAACCACUGUCGCGGGCCUCGACAUCGACAAAUGUACAGCAGGAACCACCUGCACCUGACACUCAAGCCGAUGACCGAGACUUGUCCUUUCUUCUCGACUCUUCCAUCUAUCAUGCCCUCUCCCAGGUCGAAGUGCCCGGCACAUUCCGGAAACCGUUCCUUCCACCUCCCGGUGCGGAAGCACCACUCAGUGCAUCCCUGCAACAACUCGACGCCUUACUCUCACAAGGCGACUUCCUCCGUGCCGCGCAGUUUGCUGGCUCGAUCUUGGUCUCAGGCACCAUCAAACCUACGGACGCGGACACGAUUUUUCGAGUCAUGGAGAUUCGAUAUUCUUGUCUAGAGCUGUCUGGUAAUCUAUUGAUGGCCGCCCAGGAGGCGAAAGCGCUCGAGGAUUUGAGUUCGGGCUUCUACUACGACGAUCCACAUCCAGAGAAGGUAUCCGAGGAUGAUGGGGCCGAGCGUCAAUCACGUAAAGUCCCUGAGCACAUCAUGCCAUUUGGUUUACGGUUACAAGCACUGCGACUUCAGAGCCUCGGUUUCUCUGACCCGCGGAGAGGUGUGUCGUCGCUCUAUGACGUCGGAUUGGAGUGUAGAGAGCACUUGUCCUCUCCACUCACGACUCUGGAACAGAGGAAGCUGUGGACGGAGAGACUACGUGAAGUCUCUAUCAGGGUGGUGAAUGCACUUAUCGAGAUGGGCGAUCUGGAUACUGCUGCCAGGACGCUUGAAAGCUUGAAGCCCGGCGAAGAGGAAGAUCUUGCGCUGUGGGUUUCGAGGAUAGUCUUGCUGAGGAUCAAAAUGGGCGAUAUCUCGCGCGCCGAAGAGCUCAUCCAGUCAACCGCUCUCAAGUCACCAGAGAAGGUGGUCCUUCGUUCACUUCUAGCGGUUGCUCAAGGUCGAUUCGACGAAGCCGCGAAGGUGCUCUACGAGAACGAAGCGAGCACUGAUCCAGCUGUUGCAGCCGUGGUAAAGCAGAAUCUUGCUGUGGCAAAUCUGUACCGUGGGCAGAUCCUAAAUGCCAGGCAGCACCUGGAAGAGCUUGUUGAUGCCGGUUAUUCCUUCCAGACUCUGACGGUCAACCUUGCGACCAUAUACGACCUGACGUCCGACAAGUCCAGGGAUUUGAAGACGUCAAUGGUGUCUCGAAUCGCGAAUCACCAGCAGGAAAAGAAUCCAAGUCGUUCGUACUUGAAUGCCGACUUCAAGCUAUGA
This is a messenger RNA of Cladophialophora yegresii CBS 114405, 1362 nucleotides long. RefSeq lists its product as uncharacterized. Gene Ontology annotation, molecular function: protein binding. The coding region runs from base 1 to 1362 and encodes 453 amino acids. The record is from RefSeq and is a predicted model, not a curated record. Gene Ontology annotation, cellular component: Golgi apparatus; TRAPP complex. The transcript has a single exon. NCBI's taxonomy places the organism in Eukaryota, Fungi, Ascomycota, Eurotiomycetes, Chaetothyriales, Herpotrichiellaceae.